Molecule: messenger RNA, 523 nt
Organism: Symbiodinium pilosum
Lineage: Eukaryota; Dinophyceae; Suessiales; Symbiodiniaceae
Source: the annotation of a GenBank genome assembly
GCAGGAUCCAGCGGACCCAAGCCAGCAGCCAGAGGCAGAAGAGCCAGAGGACAUCAAGAAGAAGCGACGCAGGCGUCGGCGUGGAAAGCGGAGGGGCAAAGGCAACAAGGAUGCCCAGGAGGCAGAUGACGAUGCCGAUGACAGUGACAUCCCUGAAGAGCUGAAAGACGACACGGCCGGGGAAGACCGCGGAAGCAUACAGCCGGCGGAGGCACCUGCCCAAACCCAAGAGCACGGUGCUGGAGCAGCUACACCGGUGCCUGUGCCAGAAAGCUCACCAUCGGAAGCCUCAAACGAAGCAAGCUUGAGGAAGCAGCAGGGAGGUCUACCUGAGGAUCCUGAGUGGAAGCCACGACUUGAUGGCACAGAGGUUGCGGAGGUCCCGCCAUGGGCGCCACCUUCACCACUGGAAGCAACAGCUGACAGCCACCGACAGGAGACUGCUGAGCUUUGGGGGACAGGUCCCAGUGCAGCCUUGCUCGAAGUCCCAACAACGGUGUCGUCGCCUGCAAAAGCGCCUACG